CUUUGUAAACAGUGUGUGCGCAUGCGCAGUCGCGUUGCACUCUAAUGGAGGACAUGUCUGAUCGGUAAUCGUCUUUUUCUGCGCCGUUUUUCUGAGUUGCGCCCUCAACACCCCUCAGCUGAGCCCGCGACAACUUCAAAGUGGCAGAAUGGCUUCGGACUCGGUCUCUCAAAGCUCCCAGAGUCCUGUCACCAGGAUCAUGACCUUUCAUCCCACAAAAGAGGAGUUCAAAGACUUCAAAAGAUACAUUGCAUAUAUGGAGUCGCAGGGGGCUCACAGAGCCGGCAUGGCUAAGGUGGUGCCACCAAAGGACUGGAAGCCCCGGCACACGUACGAUGACAUUGAUGAUCUGGUGAUUCCCGCACCGAUUCAACAGGUGGUCACUGGCCAAUCAGGUCUCUUCACGCAGUACAACAUCCAGAAGAAACCGAUGACCGUCCGCGAGUUCCGCAAAACUGCCAACACAGACAAGUUCUGUAAUCCCAGAUAUGCGGAUUUUGAUGAACUAGAGAGGAAAUAUUGGAAGAAUUUAACAUUCAAUCCACCUCUAUAUGGGGCAGAUGUCAGUGGAACCCUCUACGAUCCAGAUGUGACGGAGUGGAAUAUUGGCCGUCUGAACACUAUUUUGGACAUGGUGGAGAGAGAGAGUGGAAUCCCAAUCAAAGGAGUCAACACUCCGUAUCUUUAUUUCGGGAUGUGGAAAAGCACGUUCGCCUGGCACACAGAGGACAUGGAUCUCUACAGCAUCAACUACCUUCACUUUGGAGAGCCCAAAUCCUGGUACGUUGUGCCUCCAGAACAUGGGAAGCGAUUAGAGCGUCUUGCUAAAGGAUUUUUUCCUGGAAGUGCCCAAAGUUGUGAAGCCUUCCUGCGACACAAAAUGACUUUAAUUUCGCCAUCAAUUCUGAGAAAGUAUGGAAUACCCUUUGAGAAGGUCACACAGGAAGCAGGCCAGUUCAUUGUGUCCUUCCCGUAUGGAUAUAACGCUGGGUUUAACCAUGGCUUCAACUGUACAGAAUCCACCAACUUCGCCACCCAGCGCUGGAUCGAUUACGGAAAGCUGGCAACAUUAUGCUCCUGCCGGAAGGACAUGGUGAAGAUAUCCAUGGAUGUGUUUGUUCGCAAGUUCCAGCCAGAACGCUAUAAGCUUUGGAGAGCAGGAAAGGACAGUGCACCAAUAGACCACUCAAAGCCCACGCCAGAGGCAGCAGAGUUCCUGACAGAUGGAAAGACGGAGAAAGAGACAGGAGAGCUCAGCGAUAGCAGCAAAGCAGAAACACAGGAGAAGAGAGGAGAAGCAGAGGCUGGAGAAGAGCAGAACGCAAACACGGAUGGUGGAGAGGAGGACAAAUCUGAUAUUUCGAAAAGGGAAACCGAUGGUGCAAAGGAGAAAGCAGAAGCAGAGAAAGGAGGUCUGGAGGUAGAGGAGAAGAAGCCUGUUCGUGAUGAAGAACCGAGCGGCACUUCAGAGCAGAUCAACAGUAGUAGUCCAAAGCAGAAUGUGGGGCAGAAGCGGCUCAGACCCAGCCCUGACGAUGGAGCAAAAGAAGACGACAAUCAAGUGAAGUUAGAAGAAGAGGGGGAAGUUGAGAAGAAGAAAGCCAAACUCAGCCAGACUGAGACAGACGACAAGAAUGAACAAUCCAUCUCCACUGAACCAGGUGAUGUGCAAGCUGAGAAGACGAUGGAGACAGAAAUGCCCCCGCCACAACAGCAAGAGAAUCAAGCCCCUCCCUGCAUAGAGGUGGAGCUCUCGCCAUCAGACCCCACCUCCAGCAGUGACAUCACAAUGCAGCAAAGACACAUCGUCACUCCCUCUGAACCCUGCGACGUCACCUCAUCCUCAGAAUCCACAAACAGCAUCGCUGAUGAUGAGGCUCCAAACAGUGAUGUCACCUCUCAGUCCGAGCAUGUCACUCAAAGCUGUAAUGUCCAAAGCAAGACUGUUGACAUCAAUCAAAACGGUGACCUCACUGAUGCCCAGCAGAGUGAAGUCACAUCCCAUUCGUGUUCCACUGACAUCACGCCUCUCAUAUCCGUAGUCAGCAGUAUCUCCUCUCUACAUGGCAUUAACUCCGCCCAGACCUGUGAUGUGUCUGCAGAACCUAGCGACAGCACGAUAAAUACCAUCAUCCCUAGUCCAAGUGAGCCAGGCAGUAACUCCUCCCACACCUAUGAUGGCCAACCAGAGCCCAGCGACAUCACGUUCAGCCAUAAACACGAACCCGGCAUUAACUCCACCCACACCUGUGAUGCCCAACCAAAACUCAGCAACAUGACCCUAAGCCCUAAACACAAACCCAAUGUUAACUCCACCCACAGCUGUGAUGUCAACACAGAACCCAGUGACAUCAGGGUCAGCGCUGAUCACGAACCAAGCAUUAGCUCCACCCACAGCUGUCAUGUCCAACCAGAUCCCAGCGAUGACAACAUCAGCGCUGAUCACGAAACCAGCAUUAGCUCCGCCCACAGCUUUGAUGUUCAACCUGAACCCACCGACAUUACCGCCAUUGCUGAACACGAACCUAGCAUUAGCUCCACCCACAGCUGUGAUGUCCAACCAGAACCCAGCGACGACCAUAUCAGCGCUGAUCAUGAACCCAGCAUUAGCUCCGCCCACUGCUGUGAUGUCCAACCAGAACACAGCGACGACAACAUCAGCCCUGAUCACGAACCCAGCAUUAGCUCCGCCCACUGCUGUGAUGUCCAACCAGAACCCACCGACAUUACCGUCAGUGCUGAACACGAACCUAGUAUUAGCUCCGCCCACAUGUAUGAUGUCAUCACUGAACCCAGCAGCAGCACCAUCAAACUUAAUCUCGGUGAGUCGCCGUGUAGCUCUGCGUCAGUGACCGGCAGCCAGGUGUGUCCACCUGCAGUCCAGCACAUCUUCCAGAGAACACUGAGCCCCGCGGAGGUCCUGCAUGUCCACAGUUACGCUAAAGGAGAUUACAGCAAUUUCGAGCCACGCAUUCAGCAUGAGAGAGACGAAGACAGCGACUCUGAUAGCGAGUCUCAAGAGGACUGCAAGAAAGAAGAUGAACAUCCAGUUGAAGCUCAGCACAGACUUCCCAGACUCCCCAGGCACCAUCCUCUGAUGAAGGACAGCAUCAGUGACGAAGAGCUGCAGGAUCAGGCUGUGUCCGAGGAGGACGGGCUGGACGGGGAGGCUUGGGCACGACCUUUGGCCCAGCUGUGGCAGAACAGACCGUAUAAUCCAGAAAGAGAGAGAGAAUACAACAGAGAGAUGGGUCUGCGGCCUCCAUACUGCGCUGUGUGUGCGCUCUUCCAGGCACAUCAGCGGUCUGAAGGGGGCGAGAGCGAGCCGACCGUGGUGCUCCCCAGCGGUCAGAUGAGGACCAAGCCUCUGAUUCCAGAGAGAUGUUUCACCACCACCACCGAGGACAGCGCAGACGUCCAGCCGUCCACACCUUACCUGGAGGAGGACGGCACCAGUCUGCUCGUCAGCUGCUCCCUGUGCAGUGUCUGUGUGCACACUAGUUGUUACGGUGUGGCUCCAGUUAGAGUCUCCAAAGACUGGAAAUGUGCUCGCUGUAAAGCCAACGCUCUCGCCGAGAGUUGCUGUCUUUGUUCGUUGAGAGGUGGAGCAUUGCACAGAGCCAAUAAUGGCAAAUGGGUUCAUGUCCUGUGUGCGGUGGCAGUGCAGGAGGCUCGCUUUGUGAACAUCGCUGAACGAUCACCCGUGGAUCUCAGCGGCAUUCCCUUACAGAGAUUCAAGCUGAAAUGCUACUACUGCAAACGGCGGAUGAAGAAAACGUUGGGGUGUUGUGUGCAGUGUUCUCACGGUCGAUGUCCCACCUCAUAUCACCCGACCUGCGCACAGGCCGCCGGCGUCAUCAUGCACCCAGACGAUUGGCCCUUCAUCGUCUAUGUCACCUGUUGCCGCCACAAAGGGCCGGUACAAUCAGAGCGUAAUAAAGCAGCCAUGAGAGAGCUCGGCGUGGGUCAGAAGGUCAUCUGCAAACACAAAAAUGGACGCUACUACCAGUGUGAAGUCAUACAGCUGACAAAAGCGACAUUUUAUGAGGUCAACUUUGACGAUGGCUCCUUCAGUGAUAACCUUUUCCCAGAGGACAUUGUGAACCGAGACUGUGCUCAGCUGGGUCCGCCGCUGCAGGGGGAAGUGGUUCAGGUCAGAUGGACAGACGGCCUUGUCUAUGGAGCCAAAUUCGUGGCAUCUCGUGUCAUUCAGAUGUACCAGGUGGAGUUUGAGGACGGAUCACAGCUGACUGCUAAGAGAGAUGACGUCUACACCCUAGACGAGGAGCUGCCAAAGAGAGUCAAAUCUCGUCUGUCGAAGGCAUCAGACAUGCGUUUUGACGGCAUGUUUGGAGAGAAGAAGGUUCAGGAGAGCAAGAGACAGAGAGUGAUCAACUCCAGGUACAGAGGCGACUAUAUCGAACCCGUCAUCUACCGAGCCAUCAUGGAGUAGCCAGCGAUGACCCAGCCUUCACCCGAAACCACCAGCACUCAUCCAGCGUCUCCAGCACACCCUGCCAAUGUCAGUAGCGUUCAGUUCACAGGGGUCGGUCACCUGGAUGGGUUUGAUCGCUCCUCAGUCGACCAUCUAUUCUGAUAUAUGGGUCUGGAGUCGAGGCAGGGUGCUUCACAGUGUCUUUCUCAGAGAAUGCAGCUUUGUCAUUGGAUGUGACACCCUUUUAACCUCAGCGCUGUAAAACUGUGCCACAAACACUCUAGAAACACAUCAGCAUGAACAUGGAGUCACUCCAAAUUACAUUCGUUUGAUACAGCAUAUUUGUAAUCUCCAUUUCAUAAAAUCUACUUUUAUCAAAUUGCAUUAAUUUAUUUGACUUAAUUGAGGGUGCUGUUUCUACCCGUAUUUGACAGAACGGAGGUGCCAUUGCCAUUUUAUGCAUGCAGAUCUCCUUUUUUAAGAUCUACACUGUCAUAAAUUGUGCAGUUGAGAUCCUGAAUAUUGUACAUUAUUUGGAACAUAAUGAACUCAGUGUUUUUUACAAGCCUAUUUAUUACUGGUGCUUUACAAAAGUCGAUUUUGCAAUAUGAGUUCCAGUGCUGUCGAAGUUUCCAGUGCUGUCGAAAGUCUGACACAGAUAGGUGUGUUCUGGUUUUGUAAAGAGGACUGCGUAGAUACUGAAAUGCCAAGGAUCUCACUUUCACAGCUGUUCGAGGCCUGCCUUGUACUCUGGUUCAAUACACUUUCAUUCAGACGUUUCUAUUAAUGUAGCUUCUUACUGCUGUCGACAUUUUAUCAGAAGCCCCUACGGUUUUAAUAAGCUAUUUUUGCACUUCUCAGCUGUACUUUUAUGAACUGUCAUCUUUGUCCUUGCAGUAGCCAAGCUCUAGAGAACGAAAUGCAUUCAUGAAAGCUGAGGAGGAUGUUGUUUGGACGGUCUAGCUGACAGGAUUUGCAGAAAGUAAGGUUGCUGCAGUCCUUCAGUUGUUCGAAAGAUAGGGCUAAUCUUCACUAUAAAAAAAGAAAAAUAUAAAAGAUUUUUUUCUAUGAAGAAGUCUAUUUUAUUGCUUUGUUUUAUAAUACAUGUUUAAUGUUCAUAUACUGUGAGAUAGAGUUGUAUGUAGUUAAUUUAAGAAAUCUUGAGCUCUCGGCACGUUUCUUCUGCCUUUCGUGUUGCUUUCAAACAUGAGCCUUGUUCUCACUGCACUUCUGAAUGCAGAGGCUCUAGGACUUCCAUACAUGUAUUUUGUAAAAAUCAUUAAUGUGCAUCAGUAAAAGAUGUGAGCUGA
This is a messenger RNA of Carassius carassius (crucian carp), 5745 nucleotides long. Its product is annotated as lysine-specific demethylase 4A-like. Gene Ontology annotation, molecular function: histone H3K9 demethylase activity; histone H3K36 demethylase activity. The record is from RefSeq and is a predicted model, not a curated record. The transcript is spliced from 22 exons. The coding region runs from base 149 to 4453 and encodes 1434 amino acids. Gene Ontology annotation, biological process: chromatin remodeling. NCBI's taxonomy places the organism in Eukaryota, Metazoa, Chordata, Actinopteri, Cypriniformes, Cyprinidae. Gene Ontology annotation, cellular component: nucleus.